Messenger RNA from Amphimedon queenslandica, 816 nucleotides. RefSeq lists its product as uncharacterized. The record is from RefSeq and is a predicted model, not a curated record. Lineage: Eukaryota; Metazoa; Porifera; Demospongiae; Haplosclerida; Niphatidae. The transcript is spliced from 5 exons. Gene Ontology annotation, molecular function: protein binding. Gene Ontology annotation, biological process: signal transduction. Bases 28 to 759 code for a protein of 243 amino acids.
ACCACAAAGACGUGGGCGCAGCUGAAUAUGGCCUCCAAUAUGGCUGAUGAGACAUACACUAAUUCCAAAUUCAUUGAGUUCUUGGAUACUGAAAAAUAUCCCAUCAAUCUUGCACUGUUGCUAAAUCUUGUAGUGGCAAAAAAUCCUUCUAUUUGGGAGAAUGUUGGCAUACUUCUUGGUAUUGAUGCAGGUGUUCUUGAUGGAAUUAAAAUGGACGUUAGUCAUGGUGGUAAUCCAAAAAAUCACUUCAGAGAAGUAUUAUCAAUAUGGGAAAGAAACCUUGAGCCGCCAUUUAAUUGGUGUACCAUAUUAAGCAUUUUAUCAGCUCCAAUUAUUGAGUGCAGCACUUUGGCUAAUGAAAUAGCAGCAGUACUAAAUAAAAAGGAUAGCUUAUCAACAGAUGAUGGAACAAGAAAUGAUCAAGUAGCCCUAAGCUCAAGCUCAAGCUCAAGCUCAAGCUCAAGUUCAACAUUAAGAGAGCUCACUGCACUAAAUGCCAUACAAUUAUUGAGAGAUUGUGGUUUUCGAAUGUUCACUAAUUGGAGUAAAGUUUCACGGUCUUUAGGAAUAUCUCUUGAUGAUAGAAAUAGACUAAAGCAUAAAGGGAUGAUGAAUGAUGAUUGGAGUGACGUGAUGGAAAGUGCUCUCACUAUCUGGAUUGACUCUGGACAAGCAACAUGGGACAAAUUAAUAGAAGCAGUUGAAUCAGAAGAGAAGAACACUGCUUUGAAGAUGAAAAGGAUUUUAUAUAAAGAGUGAGAGUUUAGUUGUUUAUAUAAGAAUUAUUUUGUACCACAAGGUUCUGCUCAAAUGGAA